AUGUCAAAAGUUCAAGCCUCUGUCGUUAAAGUUCCAGACAGUGAACUCAUUGAAUUUCUUCAACGUUACAUUCGACGUAAGAGGAAAUAUUAUGCCAUCGUUGAAUUUAUACAGUCAGGAAUGCAAAAGACUUCUGAGGAGAUGGAAAGAAUUAUUGACAAACACCACUUACGUCAAUACUCAGGAGUAUACGAUAUGAAACGACUUACAAACUACAUUCUGUCAAAACUUUCAAAAUACCCCUUCAAAAAAUAUCCAUCAAACACUUUAUUAGUUUGUGAUGAUUUCGCUGGUAAAGGUUUAGUGUCAAAACCAGACUCACCAUUAGCUAACAUCAUUACUAAAGUCAGACAUUACCACUUAACUGUAGCAAUACUUAUGCAAACAUGGAGGUUUUUAGCUUUAAACAUAAAACGUCUCAUAACUGACUUCGUUAUCUUUCAAGGUUUCUCACGUUAUGAUAUUGAACUCAUUUGGAAACAGUCAGGUAUAACAUUACCUUUUGAAGAAAUUUGGGAAGCAUAUAAGUCUCUCAUCUCUCCUCGUUCAUACCUUGAGAUUCAUAUCAUGACUAAUACCAUUAAAGUCAAAAAUAUUCCAUGGGAACGACCAACAUUGUUUUAA
Messenger RNA from Trichomonas vaginalis G3, 624 nucleotides. Its product is annotated as protein of unknown function, DUF4106 family. The transcript has a single exon. Lineage: Eukaryota; Parabasalia; Trichomonadida; Trichomonadidae. Bases 1 to 624 code for a protein of 207 amino acids. The record is from RefSeq and is a predicted model, not a curated record.